Meloidogyne enterolobii is the source of this 490-nucleotide messenger RNA. NCBI's taxonomy places the organism in Eukaryota, Metazoa, Nematoda, Chromadorea, Rhabditida, Meloidogynidae. The record is from the annotation of a GenBank genome assembly.
AUACUUGGGCGUGUCCCUCAAAAAAGUGUCAAUUCUAAAAUUUUUUUCUCGUUUUCUGUUUCUCGCAUUUCUUUAGGGAUUCCGGAUUUUUUUAGAAGAUCUAGCGGUUUUAAAAAAUUUGUCGGGAUUCAUAUUUAUCUUUAAACUAUUAAUUAUUUGUUUAGAUUCUGUUUAACGUUUAGAAAAACAAAAAAUGCCUCAACGUUUAACUUAUCGUCGAAGAUUAUGUUACAAUACAAAAUCUAACAAAACAAAAGUUGUCAAAACUCCUGGUGGCCGCAAUGUUCUUCAUUAUCGCAAAAAGAAAGGAUCAAUUCCCAAAUGUGGUGAUACUGGCGUUCCACUUAAAGGAAUUAAAGCUGCUCGUCCUCGUCAACUUUCUAAGAUGACUAAACGACUUAAAACUGUGACCCGUGCAUACGGAGGUUGUUUGAGCGCUGCUGCCGUUCGCCAGCGAAUUAUCCGGGCAUUUUUGGUUAUUUUUAAUUAA